AUGGAUUGCCGAUGGACACUAACUGACGAUAGCAGCCCUCUGCCAUUUCCCCAGAAGACACUUCCCUAUGAGAUACAUGCACCGCAGUCCUGCUACGCACUGGUUUCCAUGUUGACCCUUGGCGAGGAUUAUGGUGAUGAUUCUAUUUUGGAUGAAUCUCCUACGAAGCUCCUCUUCGAUAGACACACAAAAAGAGUCAAUGCUACUCUUGGUAACGAGGAGCGGCUGCUUCGUGAAAAGCGAAAUUCUUCCAUGCCCAUGAUGAAGCCCCAAAGGAAAAAGUCAAUGGAAGACUUGGCUCAUCUCGAAUCAGCACUAAAUGCUGUCUUCGAUCUCAUCAUUGAGGCACCUGAGGGUGCCGGGUGCCAGUGGGAUUGUGAAGAAAGUUCCAUCCCGUCUGCAGCAGGUGCAAAAUGGUCAACACACGUGAUGACCGAGGUCCUCAAGAAGCCAGUGCGAAGGUCGAGCCUUGGUUAUGCUCCCCAUUCUCCCCAUCGAUCUGCAGAUUGA
This is a messenger RNA of Cylindrotheca closterium, 510 nucleotides long. Lineage: Eukaryota; Bacillariophyta; Bacillariophyceae; Bacillariales; Bacillariaceae. The record is from the annotation of a GenBank genome assembly.